Molecule: messenger RNA, 354 nt
Organism: Cotesia congregata
Lineage: Eukaryota; Metazoa; Arthropoda; Insecta; Hymenoptera; Braconidae
Source: the annotation of a GenBank genome assembly
AUGGAGGUUCUCACCCAGGAGUGGCACCAAUUUUCAAUUGUCCAUGACCACCUGGGGGCUUGGAAAUUGUCAUUAGGAGCUUCAGUGGAUUUUCUGACUCUAAGACAGCUACGUCAAUUCCUGACGGAUCGCGCUCGCGCUCAAGAGCAGUACGAGAAAAGUACCAACAAGACUGCAGAUCACCAAAAAUCCAGUCACUCGAACCUUGAAAUCCAGCUCGAAGCCCAGCAAGGGUUCAUCGUACGCCCACAUGGUUAUUACAAGCACUCAUGCGUCGUCUAUGACUCCAGUACCGCAAGCAGAUCAUCCAAAGGUGCCAACUGCUCAAUACCCCUGAGGUGUCUGCAAGGGUGA